GGACCUCAGCUGCGAGACCAGUAGAAAAAAAAAAAAAAAAAAAAAAAAGAAAAAAAAAAUCUCAACUGUCCGAAACGCACAGCAGCAAGCAACAACAGAGCACACAACUUCAAAAACUUGUGGAGAGAGGACUCAAAAACUUAGAGAGAGACAGAGACAGAAGCUUUCAAAUCUUUUUCGUAUAUAAUCUACCAUACCUCAAUUUCUAGAGAGAGAAACGAAAAAAAAGGUUCGAAAAGGGGCCGAAAAUUUUCUCUUCCGCUUUGUUCGCUUCCCAUUAUCGUCUUCUCCAGCGCCAAUUCAAAUUUGUUUAUCUGAAUUGCGGCUGAAAGUCCAAAGCUUGCGGUCCGGUUCGCUCCGAUCUGACACGCCGAGCCAGUUGCUGUUUGGCUCGGUUCUGUGUUGGAUGUCAUAGCGGAGGAGAUCGUUCGGUGAAAUCGAUAUGGCUCCACCAGUUAACAUUAUUGUGGGUUCUCAUGUCUGGGUUGAAGACCCAAAGGAAGCAUGGAUUGGUGGAGAAGUUUUCCGAAUUAAUGGUGAAGAAGUUCACAUACGUACCAAAAAUGGGAAAACGGUUGUUUCAAAUAUCUCAAAAGUCUUUCCUGAGGAUACUGAAGCUCCUCCUGGAGGUGUAGAUGACAUGACAAAGCUGUCAUAUUUGCAUGAACCAGGAGUUCUGAAUAAUUUGGCAGCCAGAUAUGAACUCAAUGAAAUAUAUACAUACACUGGAAAUAUUUUGAUUGCAGUAAAUCCGUUUCAAAGGUUACCACAUUUGUAUGACAUACAUAUGAUGGAACAAUAUAAAGGAGCCCAAUUUGGGGAGUUAAGCCCUCAUGUUUUUGCAAUUGCAGAUGUUGCAUACAGAGCAAUGAUCAACGAGGGAAAAAGCAAUUCAAUUCUGGUUAGUGGAGAGAGUGGUGCUGGUAAAACAGAGACGACAAAGAUGCUUAUGCGAUAUCUUGCAUACCUUGGAGGUCGAUCUGGUGUAGAAGGGCGGACAGUUGAACAGCAAGUUCUAGAAUCCAACCCAGUUCUUGAAGCAUUUGGAAAUGCUAAAACUGUCAGAAACAACAACUCCAGUCGGUUUGGUAAAUUCGUGGAGAUUCAAUUUGACAAGAAUGGGAGGAUCUCCGGGGCAGCCAUAAGGACUUAUUUGCUUGAAAGGUCUCGAGUUUGCCAAAUCUCAGAUCCUGAAAGAAACUAUCAUUGCUUUUACCUUCUUUGUGCUUCACCACCUGAGGAGAGAGAUAAAUUUAAGUUGGGAGACCCCAAACAAUUCCAUUACUUGAAUCAAUCCAGUUGCUAUGAGCUGGAUGGAAUAGAUGACGGUGAAGAAUAUCUUGCAACCCGAAGGGCUAUGGAUAUUGUUGGGAUCAGUGAGGAAGAGCAGGACGCAAUCUUUAUGGUAGUAGCUGCAAUUCUGCAUCUUGGCAAUGUUGAAUUUGCAAAGGGAGAGGAAAUUGACUCUUCUGUCAUUAAGGAUGAGAAGUCUAGAUUCCAUCUGAAUACGACAGCUGAGUUGCUUAAGUGUGAUCCUAAGAGUUUGGAAGAUGCUCUCAUUAAGCGUGUAAUGGUAACACCAGAAGAAAUCAUCACAAGGACUCUUGACCCUGUUUCUGCAUUGGCUAGCAGAGAUGCCUUAGCCAAAACUGUUUAUUCACGUUUGUUUGACUGGCUUGUGGAGAAAAUUAACUUCUCAAUUGGUCAAGAUCCAAACUCAAAGGCAUUGAUUGGAGUUCUUGAUAUUUAUGGGUUUGAGAGCUUUAAGUUCAAUAGUUUUGAGCAGUUCUGUAUCAAUUUUACAAAUGAGAAGUUGCAACAACAUUUCAAUCAGCAUGUCUUUAAGAUGGAACAGGAAGAAUAUACAAAAGAAGAAAUCAAUUGGAGCUACAUCGAGUUUGUUGAUAACCAAGAUGUAUUGGAUCUGAUUGAAAAGAAACCUGGAGGGAUAAUUGCACUUUUAGAUGAAGCCUGUAUGUUUCCUAAAUCCACACAUGAAACAUUCGCUCAGAAGUUAUACCAGACAUUUACAAAAAACAAGCGCUUUAUCAAACCGAAGCUUUCUCGUACUAGCUUUACCAUAUCUCACUAUGCAGGGGAGGUAACUUAUCUGGCUGAUCAGUUCCUUGAUAAAAACAAAGAUUAUGUGGUUGCAGAGCACCAGGAUCUGUUGUCAGCCUCCAAAUGCUCUUUUGUGGCAGGGCUAUUUCCUCCACUUCCAGAGGAAUCAUCCAAGUCAUCUAAGUUUUCAUCCAUUGGAUCACGCUUCAAGUUACAACUACAAUCUUUGAUGGAGACCUUGAAUUCAACAGAACCUCACUAUAUCAGAUGUGUGAAGCCGAACAGUGUCCUCAAGCCUGCCAUUUUUGAGAACUUUAACAUUAUACAACAAUUACGCUGUGGUGGUGUUCUUGAGGCAAUUAGGAUCAGCUGCGCUGGAUAUCCUACCCGACGUACAUUUUAUGAGUUUCUUCUCCGCUUUGGUGUUCUUGCUCCCGAAGUUUUGGAAGGAAACUGCGAGGACAAGGUUGCAUGUCAAAUGAUCCUGGAUAAACUGGGAUUGACUGGUUAUCAGAUAGGCAAGACAAAGGUCUUUCUAAGAGCUGGUCAGAUGGCUGAGUUGGAUGCAAGGAGAGCAGAGGUACUUGGAAAUGCAGCUAGAACUAUACAAAGGCAAAUUCGUACACAUGUUGCACGCAAAGAGUUCUUUGCAUUACGCAAAGCUGCCAUUCAAUUGCAAUCAUAUGUGAGAGGAACAUAUGCUCGUGAGAUAUUUGAGCAGCUGCGACAACAAGCAGCAGCUGUCAAGAUACAGAAAGAUUUCCGACGAUACAUUGCCAGGAAAUCCUACUUGACAGUACGAUUGUCUGCAAUCACAAUACAGACAGGGUUGAGGGCAAUGACUGCUCGAAAUGAAUUCAGAUUCAGAAAGCAAACUAAGGCUGCGAUUCUUGUCCAGACUCAUUUGCGUGGCCACGUAGCGUAUUCUUAUUAUAGGAGUCUCCAGAAAGCUGCAUUAUAUACUCAGUGUGGGUGGAGGCGUAGGGUUGCCCGGAGAGAGCUCAGAAAUCUCAAAAUGGCUGCAAGAGAAACGGGGGCCUUAAAAGAAGCUAAAGACAAACUAGAAAAGCGUGUGGAAGAACUUACAUGGCGCUUACAACUUGAGAAGCGAUUAAGGACUGAUUUAGAAGAGGAAAAAACCCAAGAAACUGCUAAGUUGCAAGAAGCUUUGCAUGCAAUGCAAAUACAAAUACAAGAGGCAAAUGCCAGAGCAAUUAGAGAACGAGAAGAACUCGAGAAAGCUAUUAAAGAAGCACCUCCUGUCAUUAAGGAGACUCCUGUUAUAAUUCAAGACACUGAAAAAAUCAACUCUUUAUCAGCUGAGGUGGAGAGUUUGAAGGCCUUGUUGCUCUCGGAAAGACAGGCAGCGGAGGAGGCAAGGAAAGCUUCUAUUGAUGCUGAGGCUAGAAAUGCAGAGCUGGUCAAACAAUUUGAAGAUUCAUGCAGAAAAAUGGAUCAGCUUCAGGAAUCUGUACAGAGGCUAGAGGAGAAACUUUCUAACACAGAGUCGGAAAAUCAAGUACUUCGUCAACAAGCAUUGACUAUGUCACCGACUGGAAAGUCUCUAUCGUCAAGAUCAAAGACAGUGAUUAUUCAGAGGACAUCAGAGAAUGGGAAUCAUCUAAAUGGAGAAUCCAAGGUCACAUCGGAAAUGACUCUUGCCCUACCAAAUGCACGCGAACCUGAGUCAGAGGAAAAACCACAGAAAUCUCUGAAUGAAAAGCAGCUGGAGAACCAGGACUUGCUGGUCAAAUGCAUAUCACAAGAUUUGGGUUUUUUCGGGGGAAGACCAAUUGCUGCUUGUGUCAUAUACAAAUGUCUUCUUCACUGGAGGUCCUUUGAAGUGGAAAGGACUGGAAUUUUCGACCGUGUAAUUCAAACAAUAGCUUCAGCCAUAGAGGUCCCGGAUAAUAAUGACGUAUUAGCUUAUUGGUUAUCCAAUACCUCAACUUUAUUAUUGCUGCUCCAACACACACUUAAGGCAAGUGGAGCAGCUAGCUUGACACCACAACGGCGGAGAACGUCAUCAGCAUCUCUUUUUGGAAGGAUGUCUCAGGGGUUACGGGCUUCUCCUCAAAGUGGGGGGCUCUCAUUUAUUACCGGUCGAGGACUUGGUAGACUGGAUGACUUACGGCAAGUUGAGGCCAAGUAUCCUGCAUUAUUGUUUAAGCAGCAGCUUACUGCCUUCCUUGAGAAGAUAUAUGGAAUGAUAAGAGACAAUUUGAAGAAGGAGAUAUCACCAUUACUCGGAUUAUGUAUCCAGGCCCCCAGGACAUCACGGGCAAGUUUAGUGAAAGGACGUGCCCAAGCUAAUGCUGUCGCUCAGCAAGCUUUAAUUGCUCAUUGGCAAAGCAUUGUGAAAAGCUUGGACAGUUGUUUGAAGACAAUGAAAGCAAAUUAUGUGCCUCCCUUCUUGGUGCGCAAGGUGUUCACUCAGAUAUUUUCAUUCAUCAAUGUCCAGCUAUUCAAUAGUCUUCUUUUGCGGCGCGAGUGUUGUUCAUUCAGUAAUGGGGAGAUGUAUGUAAAAGCGGGUUUGGCUGAAUUAGAACAGUGGUGCUACGGGGCAGGCGAGGAAUACGCAGGCUCAGCUUGGGAUGAACUGAAGCAUAUUAGGCAGGCUGUUGGAUUCCUUGUUAUACAUCAGAAACCAAAGAAGACCUUGAAUGAAAUAACGAAAGAACUGUGCCCGGUGCUUAGCAUACAGCAGUUAUACAGGAUCAGUACAAUGUACUGGGAUGACAAAUACGGUACACACAGUGUUUCGUCAGAUGUUAUUUCAAGCAUGAGAGUUCUAAUGACCGAGGACUCCAACAAUGCUGUGAGCAGCUCUUUCCUGUUAGAUGACGACUCAAGCAUACCAUUCUCGGUGGACGACAUCUCAAAGUCAAUGCAACAAGUAGACAUAACCGACAUUGAACCUCCACCGUUGAUUCGUGAAAACUCUGGGUUUGGCUUCUUACUCCCUCGGUCUGACUGAUGUUCGUGAUCAUGGUCUCUCAUCUCUAAUCAGGUUUCAUGGUUAUAUCGAAAGACACAUAGCAAGUCCAUUGAUAUGCUGAAACCUGUGCAUACAGUUUCAUUGUAAUCGUCAACCUUUUGUGUACAGUGCUUGUUUUAUCUGCUCAUGCUAUCAAUCUUGGUUCUGAUGGCUGAGUCAGUUCAUUCUUUCCCUCAAGUUUUGUCAACAUGAGGGUAUUUUUCGUAGGCUGCCGUGUCACAAUUUAUGUGACGACGUGCCUGGAAACGGGCAUCGGCGCCCGGUAGCUUCUUGUUUGUUGGGUUUAAGGUCGUCUGCCGGUUUUUUGAGUGGAUUUGUAGGCCAUCAUUUGUUGUAUGUGGAAGCAAUUUGUAAUUAAAUUGGUGUAAUGUUUCGGUUUUAUUACUUGUAAUACUAGAUGGAAGCCGGUGUAUUAACAAGAUUACAGAAUAUAAAUGUAUUGGACUUUUAUUUUGUUUGAUA
Malus domestica (apple) is the source of this 5521-nucleotide messenger RNA. Its product is annotated as myosin-17-like. NCBI's taxonomy places the organism in Eukaryota, Viridiplantae, Streptophyta, Magnoliopsida, Rosales, Rosaceae. Gene Ontology annotation, molecular function: actin filament binding; ATP binding; microfilament motor activity. The record is from RefSeq and is a predicted model, not a curated record. Gene Ontology annotation, biological process: vesicle transport along actin filament; actin filament organization. Gene Ontology annotation, cellular component: cytoplasm; myosin complex; vesicle.